This is a messenger RNA of Orussus abietinus, 1836 nucleotides long. Its product is annotated as histone H1-III. Gene Ontology annotation, biological process: nucleosome assembly; negative regulation of DNA recombination; chromosome condensation. Gene Ontology annotation, cellular component: nucleosome; nucleus. Bases 816 to 1382 code for a protein of 188 amino acids. Gene Ontology annotation, molecular function: nucleosomal DNA binding; structural constituent of chromatin; double-stranded DNA binding. The record is from RefSeq and is a predicted model, not a curated record. The transcript is spliced from 2 exons. Lineage: Eukaryota; Metazoa; Arthropoda; Insecta; Hymenoptera; Orussidae.
GUAGACAUGGACUCUUCGAUUAUCCAUCGAUCGAUUCUGGAAUAGAAAUCGAGUAAUCGAAGAUUCGUGAGAGCGAUCUCGAGCGAAACUUCCAGCAUCUUCGACUGGACGCCAUGAGCAAGUAGCGAACCGUUCCCCCCGAAUUCUGGACUUUAAACUUCUUUGAACCCUCUCAAAACCCCCGGUUAACCGAAUUCUUCCUAAUUCUCUCGAAUGUUUCUUUCGGUGACCAGGAUUCUCAUGAAAUUCUCGGCAGAAGUCUCGAAAAUAUCGGAAUUCUUCGGGUUGCGAUCGAAGAGCGCUGUUCUGGACGCGCCGAGUUCCCGAUUGAUUUUGCUCGGCCGUUCGACUUUGCGGAAAUGUCCUUUAUGGAUUUCUGUGGACCGGAAGUGUCGAAUUAUAGCGAUGUUCUUUUCAAUUUUAUAAACUGUCGUGGGUAUCGUAUUGGGACUAUAAUGGAAAGACAAGUCGAAAUCUGCAAGGCCGAGCGGUCUCUCUCCAUGGUCCGUGCUCCGCCAUGACUGUAAAUCGCGCGCCACUCCUGGCCGACGAAUUCGGAUAAAUUCUUGUUUUUUGGAUGUUGAAGAAGACCAACAUACCGAGAAAGGACGCUUCAAGGUACCGAGAAUAUUCGGGAGGAAGGUAAAAUUUGAAAACCACGCACAUGAGCGUCGACAACGACGUAACGUCCAUUGUAGGAGUGUAUCGGGAUUUAUCGCGAAGGUGAGAUUUAAAGGAUCUACAGAUAGACGAGCGGCAAAGCGACGGUUUGGUCGUCGGACGGAAGUGGCACGCAGAGCAUCAAGGCACGAAACAUGAAAAUAUCCAAGACGAAAAUGGACCACCCCAGCACCUCGGAGAUGGUAAAUGACGCCAUAAAGGAGUUGAAUCAGCGUGGUGGCUCAUCGCUGCAGGCGAUCAAGAAGUACAUCGGGGAUGUCUAUUAUCUGGACACCGAUAAAUAUGCGCCAUUCAUUAAGAGAUAUUUGAAGACUGCGGUGGCUUCAGGGGUGCUAGUUCAGACCAAGGGUAUAGGUGCCACGGGAUCCUUUAGGUUGUCGAACAAACCAGAGGGUGACAAGAUGGUUAUUGCCAGUAAGUCAUCGAAGAGAUCCGUAUCUGUAACUAGGAAACCAGAUUUGCCGAAGAAGGCGGCCGAGAAGUCUCUGAAGGAAACUGAUAGGGUAGCUGUGAACGAAAAGCGUAAAAUGGUUAAGAGUCCAGCUGCAAAGCCCCCGAAACCGAAAACCGUUGCAACAAAGGCCAAAGUUGUCAAGACCUCCCCGAAGAAAAUCAAAGAGGCACCUAAAUCUAAACCUAAGAAAGUUGCCACCAAGUCGAAAAAAGUUUUACCUAAGGUAACCACUGCUAAGAGGAAGUGAGGUUAUGCGUGGAUUUCUUGAAAAGAGAGAAAUGUGUUCCUUCUUGGGAUCUGAGCUUCUUUGAGAAUGCUCGAGAUAGGUCAACUGUGAUUCUAAUGCAGCUGGUACCGAGCAUUCACCUUGUAGAUUUCGGCCCUUUUCAGGGAUACUAUGGUGUCUUGUAAAGAAUGAUUCUGUACUAACAAAUUUUGGACAAUUUUGUACUGUACCUACGCAUUGUUUUUUAUAAAUUUGACGUAGUGAUUUAGUGAUUGUUUUCAUUGAUCUAAUUGUCAUGCCAUGAAAAAUGUUAAAAAAAUUCAAUCUAUGAAUGACUCCUUGCUAAGAGAAUUUUGAAAAAAAUCCUUAAAAUCAUCGAUCUUUGAUCAGCCUACAUGUAAUUCUAAGAGUUCUUAUGUCAUGUACAUAUAUGAUGAUAGAAAGGACAAUAAACUUUGAGCUUGUGUUGAUCUAA